This is a messenger RNA of Suillus clintonianus, 1278 nucleotides long. RefSeq lists its product as uncharacterized. The record is from RefSeq and is a predicted model, not a curated record. The transcript has a single exon. Bases 158 to 1258 code for a protein of 366 amino acids. Lineage: Eukaryota; Fungi; Basidiomycota; Agaricomycetes; Boletales; Suillaceae.
CCCACUUUAUGGCAGGUUCUCGCACUUUGUCACUGAGUGUUUGAUUUUCAGAUUGCUCAAGGACAGUGGAAUUUGCCCAGGAAUACAUCAACUCAGUAAUGGAUCAUGUGAUGUGGUGAUUGUGGCCCUUGUUUACGCUCCGACCGGUCCACAAUUCAUGAGGCAAGUAUUAAAGGCAGAGUUCCUUCAAACCGGCUUCGCAUCUUACUCGCACGUCAUGAAGCCUAUUACCACAUUUCCAUUUAGUUACCUCCCAGUUGAGCUUGUCCUCAUCGUCCUCAGAUAUUACGUGCAACCCACAUUUGAUCAGACUGAUCCAUAUUACUCUAAAAGUCCAUAUUCUAAUGCACGCGCCCUCUGUCAUUUCUCCAGAGCUGUCAGGCGGGCGGUACUUCCAGAACUCCUCCGUACCAUACUGCUUGGGGACGAUGACACAGUGAGAGCGUUCGUGCAUGCUCUACAUAUGCAAAAAAUGUACGCGGAGAAAGCAAACCACCUCCGUUUCGACUACAUUCCCCAUGUGCACAAGAUCUGGAUCGGACCCCAUGGUGUCCGCGAUCGCCACAUCCCAUCCUAUGCACUGAUUGAGUGUCCGCUUUCCAUCAGCCUCCUCUCUCCGGUGCUACUCGCUGCACCAUCCAUCGGCCUUAACUGGACAAGUAUAGACCUUCUUGAAGGAUGUCUGGAACAUGCAUGGAAGUCCCGUGCAGCUACCCAUGCCAACAACGAGCAUUCCCCACCUCCCUGGAACACCCAAACCCUGAUCCUGUCGCAUGAGCCCCUCACCAGCGGCGCACGGUGGGGGUGCCUCACGGACACUCCCCAGGGAUCUGCGUUCCUCGCAUCAAUCUCUCACCUCUCAACCACCACAAACACCCUCUGGUCGAGGGCAUCAUCCUACCGCAUGCCUCCGUGGAUGCAGGUCACUCCAUGGGAUUCUUUCAAAAACCUUCAAAUUGUCUCACUGCCGUACUUGCGCGCUAUCGAACCCCUCGUUGAAAUCAAGCUGGUGAACAGACAUGAAAUCAACGUGCACGUCGAGCUGUUGACAUUGCCUGCAUCCCUGCUAAGGGUUCACCGCAAGUGUAUUCCCCAGUUCAUGAAGAAAAUAAAGGCGUUGGAUCAGAGAAGUUUCGGAGAGGAGAUUAUUCAUUCAGAUGGUGUUCAUUUAAAGGUGCUCCCUUCUGGCAUUGUGCUCCCUUCUGGCAUCUUCUGCCUUACUCAUGAGCGGAAGAAAGUUUGGGCAAGCAUGUUGUAAAGUGGACUUGGGGCGUUAUG